Messenger RNA from Chanos chanos (milkfish), 1523 nucleotides. It is a transcript of the gene blnk, whose product is annotated as B cell linker. Gene Ontology annotation, biological process: intracellular signal transduction; cell surface receptor protein tyrosine kinase signaling pathway. The record is from RefSeq and is a predicted model, not a curated record. The transcript has 20 exons. Lineage: Eukaryota; Metazoa; Chordata; Actinopteri; Gonorynchiformes; Chanidae.
AUGAAUCUGCCGACCAGAGAGCAGUGUGAGGGCUGGACCCCAACACAAUUAGCUAACUACCUGAGUCAGCAUCUUUCAGACAGUGACCUGAGCAAGUUCAGUCUCAUCCACCGACCGCAGCUCCAGAAGAUGGUUCAAGACAUCAAGAAAAAUGAUGACAGUCUUUUCAACAGGUUUAGAAGGUUUCAGAAUGAGCAAACAGCUAACAUUAUUAAAACAGGAAGAAAUACUCUGGAUCGAAUGAAAAAAAAUAAAGUACCUCCCAAGCUUCCUGCACGAGACUACCAAGGCAUGUCAAAAUCUAGUCUCAUCUAGCAUUUAGACAGUGACAUGUAUGAAGACCCUCAAGUUGAGGCUGAUGACAACUAUGAACCUCCACCAUCUGAGAGACCUUUCCGUCCAACUCCAUCUGUCCCUUACCCCAGAGGAGAGUACUUAGAGAGCCGUCACAGUCGACCAAACCCCAGGCCUAGCAAAAACCGCCAUCCAAACAGUGCUGCCAAGCCACCAUUGCCGCCCAAAGGCAGCAAUUCUUCUGAUGAUGAGGAUUACAUUGAACCAGAGGGUGAACAGGAGAAUCAGGAGGAUGACAAUUAUAUUGAUCCCACAGAAAAAAGCUCACCAAGUACUACGGUGAACAGAGUUGUCAAACCAAGAGUGGCAUCACUCAAACCUACCCAAGACGUGUAUGAAGUUCCUGAUGUGGAGGAAACCCAUCCAGCUAUCCAACAGUCUGACUCUCACCUCAGAGCACCUCUACCGGCACUGCGUCCUGUAGCCAGUCCCAGGCUUCAUGUUCGGAAACCAGCUCCUGAUCCAGAAACAGACGAGGAUGAUGAGUAUGAGGUGUGUGAUGCUGAUGAAGUACGACGGCCAUCAGUUGCCUCAGCUACAUCCACACCCUCAAGUUUCUUCAGACCUAAAAUGCCUCUGCCUCCUAGGUCACCUGCUCAGAAACCCCCUGUAGAAAGAAGCCCUGAGAAUGGAGCUAGGGGAGCAGAGGAGGACGCUGGGGUCUAUUUGAAAGUGUGGUACGCUAGCUCCUGUGACCGCAGGAAGGCCGAGGAUGCUCUGAUUCGAACAGAUAAGGACGGAGCAUACCUGGUCAGAAAGAGUUCGGGACAAGAUGCCCUGCAGCCUUACACUUUGGUGGUGUUUUACAAUGGCAGAGUGUACAACAUACCUGUUCGCUACAUUCCUGCCUCACAGCAGUACGCCCUGGGAAAGGAAAAAGCAGGAGAGGAGCGCUUCAGCAGUGUCUCCCAAAUCAUAGAGAACCAUCAGAAAAACCCUUUAGUGCUUAUAGACAGUGUAAACAACACCAAGGACUCCACCAACCUUAAGCAUGCAGUAAAACCAUGAGGAUUACUGGGAACCAGUUAGGCAUCUCAUCCCAGCACCAUGGGAUACAGGAUUAUUAACUGGACUGUUUUUUGACAGGAGAGAUUUCUCUCAUCUUCACAAUUAUUGUCUGACACAAGAUGUUUAAAUGACCUACAAUUCUCUCUGAGUAAUGAUUUGCU